Molecule: messenger RNA, 800 nt
Organism: Daphnia magna
Lineage: Eukaryota; Metazoa; Arthropoda; Branchiopoda; Diplostraca; Daphniidae
Product: keratin-associated protein 6-2
Exons: 6
Coding region: 148-714 (188 amino acids)
Source: RefSeq, a predicted model, not a curated record
UACUAAGCCUCCUCAUGUCAGACGUGAGACCGGAAACCUCUUGUCCCACUUUGAUGAGGUAUAAAAUAAGCAACACUCCACUGAUGAGGCUAUAGUUUGGUGUAAAGAUUGGUACUCGACAGACUUCCAAUAUCACGAACAACGAACAUGAGGUCUUUGCAAACAUCCGCCGUGUUGCGCUUGUUUUUCCUGGCAGUUAUGAUGUAUUCGACAUCAGCACAAAUCUCAUCCGCUGAAAAUGAUCCAGAAGCAAAAAGCCAAUCCCUAUCGGUCGAUCCAAGAUUAUCUAAGAAAACCGCCUUAGCAAGUCCACACUAUGGUGGAGGGUAUGGCGGAGGUUACGGCGGAGGUUACGGCGGGGGCUACGGCGGGGGCUACGGCGGGGGCUACGGCGGGGGCUACGGCGGAGGCUACGGUGGAGGCUACGGGGGAGGAUACGGAGGCGGAGGUGGCUCUAUUCCUCCAGUAUACCCACCGUAUCCCGGAGGAAGUUAUGGUGGCGGCGGAAGUUAUCCAGGCUAUGGUUACACUGGAUAUGGUUACUAUCCGCCCAUAAACAAUAAUGGAAAUGGAUAUGGAUACAGCGGUUAUGGUGGUUACGGCACUUACGGUCCCGGUUAUAAUACCGGCUACAACGGAUAUGGCCUCGUAGGAAGCGGCACGUACGGUAUUGGCUAUGGCGUUAACGGUGUCAGCGUGGGGGUUGCCGGCUGAAGAGGCGCUCGAUUUGUUCAAAAUUUGUAUCCAUAAUCAUAGUUGUAUCCAUAAUCACACACCAAUAUAUUAAGACUCCAAAAUCA